This is a messenger RNA of Gossypium arboreum, 1047 nucleotides long. Its product is annotated as probable receptor-like protein kinase At4g10390. NCBI's taxonomy places the organism in Eukaryota, Viridiplantae, Streptophyta, Magnoliopsida, Malvales, Malvaceae. Bases 113 to 796 code for a protein of 227 amino acids. Gene Ontology annotation, molecular function: ATP binding; protein kinase activity. The transcript has a single exon. Gene Ontology annotation, biological process: protein phosphorylation. The record is from RefSeq and is a predicted model, not a curated record. Gene Ontology annotation, cellular component: plasma membrane.
CUUGGUUACUGCGAUGAUCUUGGUACGUUACAUGAGUCUACUGCUUUACUCUUUCAAAAGAAAAAAAGAAGUUACUAUUAUUGAAAUGAGUAGUGUUACUAACUGAAACUUCAUGGUAUUUGAGUACGCUCCUAACGGGAACUUACAAGAGAAACUACACGAAAGGGAAAAGGAAGUGCUUUCAUGGAAAACCCGCACUUCCAUAGCUUUCCAACUUGCUCAAGCAAUCGAAUACCUUCACGAAAAGUGCACCCUCCAUAUAGUUCAUGGGGACAUCAAGCCAUCUAAUGUCUUGCUAGACCAGUAUUUUAAUUGCAAGCUGUGCGACUUCGGGUCAGCGAAGAUGGGGUUUUCUUCAACGGUGGUGCCGCUAUCUUGUUCCAGGACGAAGCAAGUAAUGGUUGGGUCACCAGGUUACACUGACCCUCAUUACUGGAGAACUGGAUUGGCCUCCAAAAAGAACGAUGUUUACGGCUUGGGUGUUAUUAUCUUGGAACUCGUGACUGGAAUGAAGGCCUUUUGUCCAGAAAAGGGUCAACUGUUGACUUCAAUUGUGGCACCCAAUUUAAGGGACUUAAGUGAGCAUGGGGCGGAGGAGAAAGUGGCACAAUUGGUGGAUCCACGUCUGGCUGGAGAGUUUGACUUGGAAGAAGCCAGGUGUUUGCUUUCAAUUGCUGCACUUUGCCUACACCAGUCUCUCACUGUUAGACCUUCUGUUUCUCAAAUCAUUGAAAUGAUUAAGGAGAAAAUCACUUCCAUCGGCUUCCUGUUUACACAAGCCAAAGAUUGCCAUUAGCAGCUAAUUGAGGGUGUUUGGGGUUAUGCUUUCAAAUUUGAAAUUGUUCAUAAUUAGUUUACUACAUUUUUCUUGUGAGUAGAUUUGCGAAGUCAAAAUCAGGGCAUUUACUGCAGAAAGUAAGCCCCUGAAUUAGAGAAGGAACAACAUUAUUGUGGAAAUAUUUAGGAUACAAGUUUGUUUUACUGUAAGUGGAUAGACAUUGGACAGCUGAAUUGGAUUUUGAUUGUUUAAUGCUUCAUUUCCUCAAA